AUGUAUGAAAUUGGGGAUGAAUUUAGUGACAGAGGCCAUUCACCGGAAGAACUACCGCAAAAGGAAAAACCAAAAGAGGACAUUGCUGAGUGUGAAACUCAAAAUGAAAAAAAGGAAAAGCUCAAAGAGACAGUGGCCAACCAUGUGGUUGACAGUGAGGAGCCAGCGGAGACCCCACCAGAGAGCCCACCAGAAGACACUCGCCCCUGCACCGCUCCACAGGAAGAGGUAUCAAAGAGCUUUCACUCCUCAGUUCAGGUGAUGAAAGUCCUGUUGAAUCCCACGCUUGACCGGUGUAACAGCCUACCUGAAGUUUCUCCAGUGUACGGACGUAAACUGAGCACCUCAGCCAGAGGUCUCCUGGAUUGCCUCGCAAAGCUGCAGUUGAUAGACUUUGAUCCCAACGACGAUGCAAACGCCAAGGACACAAGGUACAGAGAGCUAAUGAACAUCCUCCAGUCCCUCUGGUUGUGUGACCCAGCAGAAGGUGGAAUGCAACAGCAGAAUGGCUGUGAUCAACACUCUGUGGACGGUGAUGGGAAAGCAAGGUCCUCCUCUGGGGUGGACGUCAGCAGUGGCUCAACAGGCUCAGGCAGUGUGGCUCAGGCAAGGAACGCAGAGGGGGAAGCGUUGGUGAAGGUACAAGAAGUUGAUGAAAUGGCACAGAAAGAUGAAAGCCGAGAGUCGUCAGCACCAAUGCCUGAUACAGCCACUCCYGACAUAGCCAGUCGGGUCCAGUGGACCCCCGAAGAAGGAGGAGAAGGACCAAUAGCAGUGGAGGAAGAGAAACAAAAAGAUGAAGACGUUCCGGAGUCUGAUGACACCAUUAUAAAUGAAAGUCUGAGAGAAUUACCAGAAACACCCCCGUCUUCCAAUAAGAGCUCAGACCCUCGAGAGGACACAAGCUCUGGUUCUCCUCCAUCUGUCCAAAGGGCACAACUAGCCAAAAAGGUUUCCCUGGAUCCUGAUCCUGUCUGGGUCUUGAAGUUACUGAACAAACUAGAGAAGCAGUUCAUGACACAUUAUAUGGAUGCCAUGGCUGAGUUCAAGGUUCGCUGGAACUUGGACAACAACGAACAGCUCAAUGCCAUGAUAGCUGAACUGAAAGAUGAUGUGAGGGGGAGAAUACAACUAAGCAUCGACAGGGAACUGAGGAAGAUCCACGGUCGAGCUGGAAGACCAAGACCACCCAAAGAAGCCUUGUCACGAGAAUCAAAUGCACAAACAGAGACAAGGCGAAGAAGACUGAAAGUCGUGCGUGACCGGUCCAUUGAUAACCGGGAGGAUAAAAGUGACGAUGCAACCUGCACUUCCUUCAGUGACCAACGGAGUGAUGAUGAAUAUUGCCCUUGUGAAGCAUGUUUACAAAAGAAAAUGGAAUUGGGGCCACUGCUUCCUGCAGAAGUCCUGCAUACUGCACCAGUCAUCAUGGCGUUUGAUCUAAAGUCAAUUCUUCAGUUGAAAAAGGAACUUACUCCAAAGACACAAGAAGCUGAUGUUACAGAUGACACCGAAACGGUGGUAGUGAAAGCUGGCAUUACACAUGCUUUUGAUUUAAAGUCAAUUCUCCAGUUGAAAAAGGACAGUCCACCACAGAUACAAGAAGAAGUCAAUGUUGCAGAUGAGACUGAAGGUUUGGAUGAAGCCAAAGCAGCGGAAACUCUUGUUGAAAAUGUUAUCAAUGAGGCUAAGAAGGAGAUGGAGGAAUCACAACAAAAAGAUGCUGAAAUGGGUGACAAAGCUGAGACAGUAGAAGCUGAUGUAGAAGCGACAGCUGAAGGUGAAGCAAUAGAAGAGGGCGAAGCUGAAACAGAUACUGCUGAAGAUGAAGCAGAUGAAGAAGAAACUGUUGAAGCUGAGACAGCAGCUGAUGAAGCAGAGGGAAAGGAGGUGGAUGCUGAAUCAGAGAAUGCUGAAGCUGAGAUAGAUGAAGAUGAAGCAGGAGAGAGUGGUGAUGAGAGUGGUAAAGCAGAGACAGCYGUGUAUUAUGACGCCGGGGAAGAGGAGGAAGUUGAAGCAGAGACAGGUGAAGAUGAAGCAUUAGAAGAAGAAACUUCUGAAGCAGAAACAGCAGCUAAUAAUGAAGCAGCAGGAGAAGAGGAGGAAGCUGAAGCAAAAACAACAGAAGCUGAGACAGCAGAAGAUGAAGCAGGAGAAGAAGAAACUGCUGAAGCAGAGACAGCAGCUGAUGACGAAACAGUAGGAGAAGAAGAGGCAUCUGAAGAAGACACUGCAGGAGAGGAAGAAGUUGAAGCAGAGACAGGAAAAGAUGAAGUUGCAGAAAAAGAAACUGAUAAAGUGGAGACUGUUAUAGCAGCAGGAUCAACACCAGGAGAAGAGGAGAGCACUGAAGCAGCUGAUAAUGAAAUGUCAGGAAAGGAGGAAUCUGAAGCUGAAACUGCAGAGGCAGAGACAGCUGAUGUAACUGCAGAAGAAGAUGAGACUGCGGAGGUAGAGGCAGCUGAAGAGYAGACUGCAGGAGACGAGGAGAGUGCUGAYGCAGAGACAGCGGGAGAUGAAGCAGGAGAGGAGGAGACUGUUGAGGCAGAGACAGAUGAUGGAACAGCAGGAGAAGAGACUGCUGAAGUAGAAGCAGCUGAAGAGGAGACUGCAGGAGACGAGGAGAGUGCUGAGGCAGAGACAGCUGACGAGGAAACUGCAGAAGCUGAAACUGUUGAAAAUGAAACAGUUGAAGGGGAGGAGGAUGCUGAAUUUGAGGCAGCAGAAGAGGAAGCUGCCAGAGAUGAAGAGACAGUGGAGGCAGAGGCAGAAACCAAUGAUGAUGCAGCAGGGGAAGAAGACGCCYACAAUAAAACUGCAGGGGAAGAGGAGAUUGCUAAAGCUGAGACUGCAGACGAUGAGACACCUGGAGAAGAUGAAACCACAGGGAAUGAGUCCUCAGAAAAUGAAACAACUGGCGAUGAGUCGGCCGAAAUUGAAACAACUGGAGACGAGUCGGCACCAGCUGAAACUGCAGGAGAAGGGACAGCUGACGAUGAAACAGUAGGAGAGGAGGAGGGUGCUGAAGCUGAAACAGCUGAGGGAGAAGAGCAGACAGCCGGAGAUGAAACUGGAGGAGAUGAGAAUGAAAAUGCAGGAGAAGAAUCGGCAGAAGCUGAGGCAGUAGAAGACAACGCAGCAAGGGAAAGAGCUGAAGGUGAAGCUGAGGAGAAUGUAGAAAAGGGGGAGGAUGAAACAGCAGAGGAAAAAGAGCCUGUAUUUGAGUCAAACAUUGAGGAGACGGAUUGUCAUGAUGACGUAUCGGAGAUAAAAGCAGACGACGAGGCAGAGGAGGGAGAAACAACAGACCAGGAUAUGGUCCCGGAGGAGACAGGAACAGAACAAGAAGAUGAUGCAAAUGCUGGAGACAAUGCAGGAAACGAGGCAGAAGAAGCAAAUACAAUCAAAUUAAACGCAGACAGCGAGGACUUUGAAAAUGGAAGCCAAGACCAAACCAAUGAAGAGGAUUGCUGCGGAAACUUUGGGUACUCAGCCGACGGAGAAGAUGAAGCUGAGGAUGAGUCUGAUUUGGAAAUAUCGACAGAUGAGGGAGAACAAUCAGAGGUGCCAGCUAUCAGGGAGGGCAACGUGAAGGAAACUGUUGAGGAAACUCCAAUGACCUCAUUCGAUGCCUUGGCCAGAGCAGAGUACUCUGAAGACAGUGCUUACGCCGAUGUUGAGGAUUCAGAGACUGAAGGUAACAACGAGGAGUCAGAGGCACAAGAGCACAAACCAGAAGAGGAGGAGGGUGAUACCUCAGCAGAGGCUGAGCUUCAGGUUGAAGAAACUCCAGUUGAGGAGCUGCAGGAGGAGGAAGAAGAGGAGGAGACUCCAGUUGAAGAGCUGCAGAAGGAGGAGAAGGAGGAGGAGACUCCAGUUGAAGAGACUCCUGUUGAGGAGCUGCAGAAGGAGGAGAAGGAGGAGGAGACUCCAGUUGAAGAGACUCCUGUUGAGGAGUUGCAGGAGGAAGCGGAGGAGGAAGCUGAGGAGAUGGAAGAAGUUGAGGAGACUCCUAUUGAGGAGCUGAAGGAAGAAGCUGAGGAGGAGCAGGCUGGAAUGGAGGAGGAGGCUGAGAAGGAUGCAGCUGAAGAUGGUGCUGCUGAGGAGGAGCAGGAAGAAGUUGAGGAGCAGCAGGCAGCAGCUGAGGAGGAAGCUGAGGAGGAAACUGCUGAAAAUGAGGCUUCUGAUGAGGAAGAACAGGAGGAAGGGGUGCAGGAGCCGGAAGCUGAAGAGAUUGAGGAAGCUGAGGAUGAUACUGCUGAAUACAGCGAUGCUGUUGAGGAAGAUCCAGCUGAUGAGGGGGAUGACGUCACAAGCCAAGGACAGUCUGAAGACGACAGUGAUAGUGAUGGACCUUCUGGGACAUCUAGAAAAAGUGGUCAGCCCACCGAGUCUUCCAUGGAAUCACAACCAGGCUCACUGGACAACGUCCUGAAUGAAGAGGCAGAGACAGAAUCCAACAGCGAGAAGAGUUCACAGACAGGUUCAGGGGAAGGGUCGAGCCACCACCUCUCUGUGAAGAGCAACCAGAUGUACCCUACAGACACAGAGGACGAAAGCAGGGUGUCAGAAUGCACAGAGGCAGUCAGCGAGGUCCUCGAGCGACAAGUCAUUUCCCCAAAGAAGAAGACUCCGAAGAAGUCUCCGGCAAGAUCUGUAAAGUCAAACAAGGCCAAGUAAAGUGACAUUGAUUAAAUACGAUAUUGAUUUCUAAAACUUCACUAUUACAACUACUGCUGUUUAAUAAUAACUUAAUCAAAUAAAGAUCAAAGCACUUUAUUUCAAUACUACUCGUCACAUGACACAGGACAGUUAAAAAAAGGGAAUGUUUUAAAACUUGAAAUAUGCACACUGAAAUUAGUGGUAUUCUCUUCUAUAUUCACAAAACAGAAAAUAUAUUUUCCUGGAAGAUUAUUGAUAUUUAUUUUUU
This is a messenger RNA of Salvelinus sp. IW2-2015, 4930 nucleotides long. RefSeq names its product microtubule-associated protein futsch-like. NCBI's taxonomy places the organism in Eukaryota, Metazoa, Chordata, Actinopteri, Salmoniformes, Salmonidae. Gene Ontology annotation, biological process: retina development in camera-type eye; photoreceptor cell development; intracellular signal transduction. Gene Ontology annotation, cellular component: axoneme. The record is from RefSeq and is a predicted model, not a curated record.